AUGACAGGCUGGACACCCGGACCGACUAUGACAGGUAUACCGGUUCCGAUUUCCCCGGUGGAUGUCGAUCUUGAAUGGACCUACAAACAGCAAACUGAUGGAUCGUACAAGUCGUUUGCAGAAUGCCUGUUUGAAAACAAGAAUGAAACGCAGUACUAUUUUGUGGGAUGGUACGUGGAUGCCGUAUCAACCCCGGUAUACAAGACAGGCAUAUCCAAGGCAAACGUUGCAGGCUUCAACGCUGUAUCCGUGUCCACUCUUAUUGUCGCCUAUCGCGCAACUUCAACGUUAUCUCAAACAUGUGCAAUUAAUCGCAGGUGGAAAUGUGCAGUGACUGUUGUUGAUUCCACCGGAAAGGCUCUUCUUCCUGCAGUAGCCAGCAAACAUGAGGACAUCAUUAAGAUUGAAACCACUUACGUAACUAUGAACCGAGGGGCCAGUGCGGAAAUCCAAUAUUCCGUCAACGUUCCUAUCCUGUGUCAACCCGACAAACAAUGUGGAAUCAACGUAAAAGUGUAUGAUGAAAGUGACGACUACAAAUGCGAAAACUCGACCGUUGCCGUGCGGCACACAAAAAUGUGCGGAGAUGUCGUUUCGGGUGCCAAUGCUACAACGAAAUUAACAAACAGUUCGACGAAUUCGAUCAAGAUAACCACAAAGAACAACAACUGGUUUGAGCUCAAGGACAACUUUACGCUUACCAUGGAGGUUGAAGGCUUUGGAACAGUAGAUGAAUUUUGGGACAACUGUAAACUUGAUACGAAAGUCAAGGUCCAUGUCGAAGACUACAAAAACUACUGGAUGCAUAACUACUGUUACGCAAAUAACGAUCCCAGAAUUGGAACCUUCGACGGGGCAUACUUCAGCUUGAACAUGGCAGGGAACUAUACGCUGUACAAACACAAAACUCUUCCCAUUCGGGUCGAAAUAGAAACCGAGAUAUGCAAUGGGGUAGGCGCUUGUACAUGCGGUGUGACGGUGAAUGCGGGCAAAGACGUGUUCGCUAUCAACCACUGUGGGGGAUACCACAUGAUCAAGACGAUCCAGAACACAGAGAAGAUCAUGAGUGUUAGGGAACUCCCGGGGUACAUGCAUACUUUCUACCUUCCACAAGGCACCAUGAUUAACGUGGACUACCACGUGGGCGUGUUCUGGAAGACGAUGAACGUUCAGAUCUUCCCGUCUCCUGACGACAUGGACGACACCGAAGGACUUUGUGGUAACUUCAACAAUGAUUGGGAGGACGACUUUACCCACAGGGACGGUACUGUCACCGUGCCAAAGGGAGAAAGGUACUGGGAUUGGUUCUUCUCAUUCGAAGACCCGAACGAUUUCAGCGAGUCAUGGAGAGAGGAAAUUCCGUUAUUAAAAUUGGCCCAAGAUGGUAAUCUUGAUAACGUUCUUAAUCCAUGGGACGAUAAUGCCAAGUACUGCGUGUGCCCACUGGUGGGUGGAUUGCGUCAACCAAUGUGCCACAGGAAGGAAGACAAGACGUGCACAAAGUCAAAGGUCUACGCUGGCAAGGAGAAGGUGAUCAUUGGAGAGACGAAGCGGUCCGUGGAUAGCCAGCACAUGGACGACAUUGCGGAACGAUUGGGGAUGUUGGGUAGAAUGAGGGAGAUGAACAAACUGCAGCGCAAAAAGAGGGCAACACCAUCCAACUACACCACCGCACAAAUAGACGAUGCUAAAGCUAAAUGCGAGGCAUACUUAAAAGAUGAAUGCAUGGAUGGCAUCACAAUACUUGGAAAUAAGACAGAGAAAAGCUCUUUGGACUGCGCCAGAGAUCUUGUGCUGAAUCCGAACGCUUCCGAUGCCCAGCAAGGCAGCUGUCGGGCCGUGAAGACCACAAUAGUCACAACCUUUGUAAAGGACAAGGAAGCGCAGGAGGUAUACAAAGAACAAUUCGAUAAGGCAACGAAAAUGUGCAUCGACGACUGUAACGGGCAUGGGAAAUGCAAUGACAAAGGCGCCUGCGACUGCACCGGGGACUACGACCCGCUGACGAACUGCUCCCUGAGCCGCAGUCAGAAGCCCACCCUGUCGGGCCUGAGCGGUGGUGGGCUCAAGGACGGCAAGUGUGACCGGAAGAAGACCGGCUGUAACGCGUUUACCAUCGCCACAAGCGGAUGUACGUCCUUAAGCAAAUGCAAAACGAAUGUUACCACGCACUACAGUGAUGGAACAAAAGUAUCUUCAGAAAAGGAGCAAUCCUGUACAUGUUGUAACGGUUUUGAUGUCGAGUAUGACGUCAGUGCCUUUACAGGUGUCCGUAAACGUCGAUCCAGUGACACUGCGUCUCUUGGAACAACGGUUGGCGUCGCAGUCAGCAAUGACGGCAGUACAUACAGUGACUCAGCGUCCUCCGUGAAUAUAAUUCUGGACAGCACUUGCAUCACAAGCGAUGGAACAAACUUUGUGCUCGACGCUGAAUACUGUCUCAUUGACGGCGUGUGCUAUGCUACUGCGAGCACAUCAAAUAAUGGUUGUUAUACCUGUGAUAUGGCCAACAGAUUUAAAUGGACAAUAUCUAUUGGUUUCUGCGAGAUUGGUGGUAUUUGUUACCAAACGUUCAACGCUAAAUCUUUAGCCCUAUCAUGCCUCACCUGCGUACCAACAACGAGUCAAACAGAGUUCACACAGACGGCUGAUACAUGUGUCAUCGAUAAUCAAUGUUAUAAUAACAACGGAUUCGAUAUGGCAACACCCUGCCGGUAUUGCAACACUGGCAAAACAGCUACGUCAUGGACAAUGAAGGACGACACCUGCUUUAUUUCGGAUGGUUGCUAUAGCGACAAGGCCGAUAAUCCAUCGAACGGUUGUCUGUAUUGUGACUCCAAAAACUCUACCAGCGACUGGCAGACUUAUACGAACAAAACAGAAUGCCAAUCUAAAGAAAAAGCCGGUGUAUCUGGAGGAAUCAUUGCGGCCGCUGUGAUCGUCCCCAUUCUGGUGUUGGUGGGAGGUAUCGCCACUGGAAUCUUCAUCUACAAGAAAAUGCAGAAGAAAAAGAUAAUGGAUGCAAGGAUGAAUGGCAGUUUGUACGACGAAACACCAAAGAACGGUCGUUUUCGAACACGCGUCACGCCCACCCCCUAUGAUCCGGUGAUUCCCGCAACGCCCUACAACCUCCCGAAAGAUGAAGUUAACCCGGACAAACUGAACAGUAGCCCGGACAAUCUGUACUCCGACGACCAGACAACCCUGUUGAAUCUGACGCCUAUCGCGGCCCCUAAAAUGCCGACGGUGCCUACCAUUGGAGCCACUUUCCCGGCGCAACAAAUGUCCAGCGCCGGCCGCUCCAACAUUAUGUUGAGCCUUGCCGACGAAACCAAAGAAUGAAAAGUGAUGAAACAACUCAAAUUGAUUGAACAAUAUAUUAUAGUUUUAUAAAAAAAAUUUCGAUAUCUAUGCUUGUUCUUCCCCAUGUUAUUUCAUCUUUUUCUUUGACUAUGACUUCUUUUACGGCCACUCCAACACUAUGUUAAGCCUUGCCGACGAAACCAAAGCUUACACUGUGAUGAAACUACCGAAUUUGACUGAAAAAUGUAUUAUAGUUUUAGCAUUUUUUUAUAUAUUGAUGUGUGUUGUUCCCCACCAUAAUUUUUCCUCUUUUUUUCUUAUUUAACUUUACAGAGAUGGAGAUAUUUCACGAAGCCGAAGACCAAAGCUAAAACUGUGAUGACACAACCAAAUUUGACUGAACAAUGUAUUCAAGUUUUAGCAUUUUGUUUUCAGUAUAUAUGAUUGUUGUUACCCAUGUUGUAUUAUCCUUUUAAAAAUAAUUCUCCAUCGUUCAUUUUAACCUUUUUGCAGUAACUGAUUACUCAUUUUUUGUUGACUGUUUUUUAAUAAUAUAACUCUUAUCGCGUAAUACUGUAUAAAUUAACAGAUACUUGGUCACAAUUCGUAUGAUGACCUUUUUCAGACUAAUUCAAACGGUUCUUACGUAUAUCACCACUGCUGUAUAAUAUUAAUCUUAGUUCUCUUCAUUUUGUCACCCAUUUUGUGUCCCAGCGCCUUUGAAACAACCUAGCUUAAUGUAAUCACCUUUAUAUUCAACUUUUCUAUGCUUUAUAUGUUUCUCUAUCUUUCACCCUGAUAUGUUUACAGGCUGGUCCUGUACCUUAAUAAGUUUCGUUUUCGAGGCGUGAUGCUCCACAAUGGUUCUUGUUAAGGAAGAACAUUUUUACAUAAGUCGAUAAUGACAUAGUGAAACGAAAGUUUGUUUUGGAAACAAAAGUCGUUAAACACUUUAAUGACGUAGCUAAAAGUAGAAUAACUUUCUAAACGAAAGCCGAUGAAACAACUUUGGAAUACGAAAGACUAAUGUUAAACGAAUUCUAUUACGAAUAUAAACUUGGUAUGAGAAGUGAUAUACAUAAAAAAGGAAAGUCCAAUAACAUUUUUAUAAUAUAGAAUUUGGAAGGAUAAUAUUUGAACGAAAGUCGGUAAACACUUUCGUACGGUAAAAAAGGAAUUACUCUUUUGGCAAUGUAAAUCGAUUAACAUUUUUAAAAGUCGGUAAAUGAAGUGUUCUUCAGACGAAAGAUGAAACCAAUAGAUAAGUUAUAUUUUAUUAUAUUUGUUUUACAACAAAUCUUGAUUAACGUUUUAAUGCUUACGGUUUUGGUCAAUUAACAUAUAGAAAAGUUCUAUGAGACAUUGGAAUGAAUUAUAAGAAAGAUAUAUAACACAACAGUGUAUAAACUCUAGAAACACUUGACACAACAUACUAAAAUAUAAUAAUACAAACACAAACAAAUACAACAUCGACACAAUCUUUUGUUGUGUUAAAAUUUAAUGUAAAUAGUUUAAAACUAUGUUAGAUUUUUGUUACAUAUUAUAUUGAAUACAUAAACGUUGUUUUGAUGUCUUUACUGAAUGUAAUGGAAUAUGUGUCGUGUUCUGACAAAACUGGGCAAAAUGCUUGUGCGUAAAUUGUCAUCCCAGAUA
This is a messenger RNA of Dreissena polymorpha, 4956 nucleotides long. RefSeq lists its product as uncharacterized. The transcript has 25 exons. The coding region runs from base 1 to 3342 and encodes 1113 amino acids. The record is from RefSeq and is a predicted model, not a curated record. Lineage: Eukaryota; Metazoa; Mollusca; Bivalvia; Myida; Dreissenidae.